AUUAAAAAUCGAUGUUUCUCACCGGAUACUUGCAUAGGAACUACGAAGUAACGAACGCCAUUCGAUAACUGAUAAGGGCAUACUUUAAACUUUUCAGUACCUGCGAUAUUCGAAUCCGAUGCCGGCUUUUAUAAUACGAACAGAACUGCAUUUAUGUUUAUUUUAAAGAUAUAAUUUAUUUAUCCCUUUAUAUAAUCGGUGUUGUCAUCGCGGCAAGAUAAAAUGUAAAUAUUCGUUGACAGACGAGUGCAAUUCGGUUAAAAUUUGUGUGAAAUGGGCUCGUCUGUGAAUUGGGAGGAGAUCCGAGGAGAUGACUUGAAUUUGUCGUAUUGUCACCAUUUUCUCGAACCGGAACGUGCGACCAGCCUCUUGAAAACCCUCGAGUCGGAAUUGGUGUAUUUUUCCGGAGAUAAGGCCAAAAUCAAAAUAUUCGGGAAAUGGAGAGACAUCCCAAGGCAGCAGGUUGCCUUUGGCGACCCAGGGCUUACGUACACCUUCUCCGGGCUUUCAGUGCCGGCGCUCGCUUGGCCUAAAGUCCUCGAGGAUUUGCGGGACGAGAUCUAUGACCGGAUAGGGACAUACUUUAAUUUUGUCCUUGUCAACAGGUAUCGGGACGGUAGAGACAACAUUGGUGAGCACCGUGAUGACGAGAAAGAACUGAAUGUCAAUUCGGGUAUCGCAUCGCUGUCUUUAGGACAAGCCAGAGAUUUCGUUCUGAGGCAUAAAGAUUUGAAGAACAAAAUUCGCCACGUUCCGCCGGUCAAAGUGAUCUUGGGCCACGGUAGCCUUCUUCAUAUGAAACAUCCUACAAAUUCUUUCUGGUACCACUCCUUACCUCCGAGGAAAUCUCUUCCGGGGGUGAGAAUCAAUCUUACUUUCAGGUCAAUUACAAGACAGAAGGAAAGACCAUCAUUGAGGAAGAAUUCAUUAUAAAUUAAUUAGUCUUCUUGCCCUACACAGUUAUCAUAAUUUGUUUAUAUAUGUUAUAAUAAAAUAAUUUAAAAAACAAA
Molecule: messenger RNA, 1010 nt
Organism: Cimex lectularius (bed bug)
Lineage: Eukaryota; Metazoa; Arthropoda; Insecta; Hemiptera; Cimicidae
Product: DNA oxidative demethylase ALKBH2-like
Exons: 3
Coding region: 274-933 (219 amino acids)
Biological process (GO): DNA repair
Source: RefSeq, a predicted model, not a curated record